Pipistrellus nathusii (Nathusius's pipistrelle) is the source of this 2571-nucleotide messenger RNA. Lineage: Eukaryota; Metazoa; Chordata; Mammalia; Chiroptera; Vespertilionidae. The record is from the annotation of a GenBank genome assembly.
AUGGGUACAACGGCCAGCACCGCCCAGCAGACGGUCUCAGCCGGCGCCCCCUUCGAGGGCCUCCAGGGCAGCAGCGUGAUGGACGGGCGGCACUCCCUCAGUGCCCACUCCUUCCAGUCCACGGGCUUGCACAACAGUAAGGCCAAGUCCAUCAUCCCCAACAAGGUGGCCCCCGUCGUGAUCACGUACAACUGCAAGGAGGAGUUCCAGAUCCAUGAUGAGUUGCUCAAGGCCCAUUACACGCUGGGCCGGCUCUCGGAUGCUACCCCUGAGCACUACCUGGUGCAGGGACGCUACUUCCUGGUGCGGGAUGUUGCUGAGAAGAUGGACCAGCUGGGCACCCUGCGGAGCUGUGGGGCCCCCAACUUCCGGCAAGUGCGGGGCGGGCUCCCCGUGUUUGGCAUGGGACAGCCCAGCCUCUCGGGCUUCAGGCAGGUCCUCCAGAAACUCCAGAAGGACGGGCACAAGGAGUGCCUCGUCUUCUGUGUGCGGGAGGAGCCCGUGCUGUUCCUGCGAGCGGAGGAGGACUUUGUGCCCUACACACCCCGCGACAAGAAGAGCCUCCACGAGAACCUCCAGGGCGUGGGGUCCGGGGUCCAGGCGGAGAGCUUGGAGCUGGCCAUCCGGAAGGAGAUUCACGACUUUGCCCAGCUGAGCGAGAACACGUACCACGUGUACCACAACGUCGAGGACCUGCGGGGGGAGCCCCACGCCGUGGCCAUCCGGGGUGAGGAUGAUGUGCACGUGACCGAGGGGGUGUACAAGCGGCCCUUAUUCCUGCAGCCCGCCUACAGGUACCACCGCCUGCCCCUGCCAGAGCAAGGGGCUCCCCUGGAAUCCCAGUUUGAUGCCUUUGUCAAUGUCCUCCGGGAGACCCCCAGCCUGCUGCUGCUCCGAGACGCCCACGGGCCUCCCCCUGCUCUCCUCUUCAGCUGCCAGACGGGUGUGGGCAGGGCCAACCUGGGCAUGGUCCUGGGGACCCUCGUCCUGUUUCACCAGAGCGGGACUGCCUCAGGGCCUGAGCCUGCCCCUGCGAAGACCAAGCUCCUGCCCCUGGAGCAGCUCCAGGUGAUCCAGAGCUUCCUCCACGCGGUGCCUCAGGGCAGGAAGAUGGUGGAGGAGGUGGACAGAGCCAUCACGGCCUGCGCUGAGCUGCACGACCUGAAGGAAGCAGUCUUAAAGCACCAGAGGAAGCUGGACCGUGUCCGGCCCGAGAGCCCGGCCCAGGGCAGCAGUAGCCAGCAGGGCGUCCGGCAGAGGGCCCUGCAGAGCCUGGAGCGGUACUUCUACCUGAUCCUGUUUAACUACUAUCUGCACGAGCAGUACCUGCUGGCCUUUGCCCUCAGCUUCAGCCGCUGGCUGUGUGCCCACCCCGAGCUGUACCGCCUGCCUGUGACGCUGAGCCCAGCGGAGCCCGUGGCCCCCGGGGACCUCAUCACCAAGGGCUCCCUGAGGGCGGACGAUCUCGUCUCCCCAGACGCACUCAGCACCAUCAAGGAGAUGGACGUGGCCAACUUCCGGCGGGUGUCCCGGAUGCCCAUCUACGGCACAGCCCAGCCCAGCGCCAAGGCCCUGGGCAGUAUCCUGGCCUACCUGACCGAUGCCAAGAGGAAGCUGCAGCAGGUGGUUUGGGUCAGCCUGCGGGAGGAGGCGGUGCUGGAGUGUGACGGGCACACCCACAGCCUGCGGUGGCCGGGGCCGCCCAUGACCACCGAGCAGUUGGAGGACCUGGAGACCCAGCUGAAGGCCCACCUGAGCGCGCCUCCCGCAGGCACGGAGGGUCCCCGGACCCCCAGGUUCCAGACGUGCCUAACCAUGCAGGAGGUCUUCAGCCAGCACCGCGGGGCCUGCCCCGGCCUCACCUACCACCGCAUCCCCCUGCCAGACUUCUGUGCCCCCCGUGAGGAGGAUUUUGACCGGCUGUUUGAGGUCCUGCGGGGCGCCCUCACCAAGGACGCGGGCGUCGGCUUCGUGUUCAGCUGCCUCAGCGGCCAGGGCCGGACCACGACGGCCAUGGUGGUGGCCGUGCUCGCCUUCUGGCACAUCCGCGGCUUUCCCGAGGUGGCGGAGGAGGAACUCGUGAGUGUGCCCGAUGCCAAGUUCACCAAGGGGGAGUUUGAGGUGGUGAUGAAGGUGGUGCAGCUGCUGCCCGACGGGCACCGCGUGAAGAAGGAGGUGGACGCGGCGCUGGACACCGUCAGCGAGACCAUGACGCCCAUGCACUACCACCUGCGGGAGAUCAUCAUCUGCACCUUCCGCCAGGUGAAGGCAGCCAAGUCGGAGCAGGAGGCCCGGAGGCUGCAGCUGCGGAGCCUGCAGUACCUGGAGCGCUAUGUCUACCUGGUGCUCUUCAACGCCUACCUCCACCUGGAGAGGGCGGACUCCUGGCCCCGGCCUUUCAGCGCCUGGAUGCGGGAGGUGGCUGCGAAGGCCGGGCUCUAUGACAUCCUCAACCAGCUGGGCUUCCCCGAGCUCCAGGGCGCGGAGGACCUGCCCUUCUCUGGGCUGCGCUGCCGGUGGCAGGAGCAGAGCCACAGCCUGGAGCCCUUCGCCGCCGGGGACUUCCUGUAG